UCUUCCCGGCAGGCAGCGCCUCUCGUCCUGGCUGGCUCCAUGUCGCCCCGCAGCAGCUCCGAAGCGCCGUCGAGUUUCUGCCCCGAGAUGGGCCCCACCAAGAAAGCCGCGGGGGCCCCCGAGCUGCGGAAGACCCUCAAGCCUCUGAUGGAGAAGCGCCGCCGGGCGCGCAUCAAUGACAGCCUCAACCAGCUCAAGACCCUCAUCCUGCCCCUGAUCGGCAAAGAUAAUUCUCGCUAUUCCAAGCUAGAGAAGGCAGAUAUCUUGGAGAUGACCGUCCAGUUUCUCAAGGAGCUCCCGGCUCUCAGCUGCAACCCCGUCCCUGACCCUGCCGGCAGCUACUGCGAGGGCUACCGGGCCUGCCUGUCGCGCCUGGCCACCCUCUUGCCCAAGUACAAGCUCCUGAACUGGGACUCCUGCCACAGCCUCCUGGGGCACCUUCAGCGGGGCAGCGAGGAGCGCAGCUGGGACUGUGGCUGCGGCAGCCCCAAGGACGUGGCCCAGGAGCGGGGCCCGAGGGUGCCCCAGGAAGAGCCCCCCCUUUCUGCACACCUGCCUGUGGCACAGCCGACCCUCUGGAGGCCCUGGUAGAGCGGCAGGCCUUCCCGGCAGAGGAGGACAGGUCCGUGAAAGGUUCCUAGGAGCCAGAACAUGCUUGCCGAAAGGCUGGCUGUCCGCCACAUCUCUGCAUGAUUUGCCGCUCAGGCCGGCCUCCGAACCUGCCUCCACGGAGGGCAGGCGAUUCCACCGCGCUUCUGCCUCUGGGUGCAAGUCUGGAUCGCUUUCUUGAUGCUUCACACGGCAAAAUGGCCUGCACUCCCGUGGAGGCUGCCUGUUGUGUCUCUGCAGGAGUCGCUGGAGUCGCCUCCUUCCAGUCAAGAAGGGCACACCCAGGAAAGUGGUGUGCGCGGAAACACAGGGGGGGUGCCUCUUGAGGGUGGGGCAAUCCUCUUCCUUACAGACUCUAAAAGUAAGAGUGAAGCAUACCUCAGUUCUAACUCAGGAGCAUGGAAAAAAACCCUGUGGUCCAGGACGCUUAUCGGAGCAGCUGCCGGAAUUCUGGCCACUUCCUGAGCUCUGUGAUCUGGAUUCCUGAUCUGGCCAGAAAUCGCCUCUCCCCUUCCAUUGGACUCUGUGAUAAUGCGUUUGUGGGGUGGGGCUGGAGAAGUGCAAACCAGUCAACCCCAAGGGUGGUUGGACUGUGUCCCUCCUCUGGUCUGUGACUUGCACAGAUCUGGCCUGGCUCCAGCCAAAGGUCAUAUGGCACUUUACUUUUGUGUUUCUAUUUGUAGAUUUGAGACACAAUAAAAUGGUUUAAAACAGU
This is a messenger RNA of Hemicordylus capensis (graceful crag lizard), 1324 nucleotides long. RefSeq names its product transcription factor HES-2-like. Gene Ontology annotation, cellular component: nucleus. Bases 40 to 591 code for a protein of 183 amino acids. The record is from RefSeq and is a predicted model, not a curated record. NCBI's taxonomy places the organism in Eukaryota, Metazoa, Chordata, Lepidosauria, Squamata, Cordylidae. Gene Ontology annotation, molecular function: RNA polymerase II cis-regulatory region sequence-specific DNA binding; DNA-binding transcription factor activity, RNA polymerase II-specific; protein dimerization activity. The transcript is spliced from 4 exons. Gene Ontology annotation, biological process: regulation of neurogenesis; regulation of transcription by RNA polymerase II; anterior/posterior pattern specification.